Molecule: messenger RNA, 1100 nt
Organism: Quercus lobata
Lineage: Eukaryota; Viridiplantae; Streptophyta; Magnoliopsida; Fagales; Fagaceae
Gene: PUCHI
Product: Integrase-type DNA-binding superfamily protein
Exons: 1
Coding region: 1-1077 (358 amino acids)
Biological process (GO): regulation of DNA-templated transcription
Molecular function (GO): DNA binding; DNA-binding transcription factor activity
Source: RefSeq, a predicted model, not a curated record
AUGUCCACCUCCAAAACCUUGGAUAAACCCUUCCAAGGAUAUGAAGCAGCUAGUAGCCAAGUUCAGAAUGGUUUUGCUCUAAUCCAACGUAACCCAUCACCAUCUCAACCUGGUGAAAGAAGAGGCAGAAGGAAGCAAGCUGAGCCAGGAAGGUUUCUUGGAGUUAGGAGGAGGCCAUGGGGUAGAUAUGCUGCUGAAAUUAGAGACCCAACAACUAAAGAAAGACACUGGCUUGGCACAUUUGACACUGCUCAAGAAGCAGCUCUUGCUUAUGACAGAGCUGCCUUAUCCAUGAAAGGCACACAAGCAAGAACCAACUUCAUAUACUCUGACAACACUACCUUCCACUCUCUUCUGACUUCAUUUGAUGUUCAAGCAGUCGUACCAACAUCUUCACAGUUCCUCACUACUAGUACUACUACUACUCACACCAAACAACCCACCAAUAUUCAUCAGAGUAGUACUCCACCGAAGCUUAACAAUUUUACUCAUAGUGAGAGUGAGACCUCUACCCAAUUGAAUAACAACACGUGGGCAGAUACAGAAACUUCAUAUGGGGUAGGGGUAGCAGAUGAUAAUAGCUUCUUCUUUUCUAAUGAGUCUAACUCAGGCUAUUUGGGAUGCAUAGUUCCUGACAAUUGCUUGAGACCUUCUUCAAAUCCCACCUCUACAAACUCCAAAUAUAGCAACUUCACUACUUCAAAUGACUCAGUCAACACAAAUUCCAUUGAAAUUCAAUCACAUUGUGACAGUCAUACACUUCCUUUUGACUUAGUGAAUGUGCCAGCUGCUGCUGCAACAGCCUCAAAUUACCCUGGAGAUUUUUCUUGCCUUGAUGAACUCAAUCACGGUUUUUGGGAUAUUCACCAGUCAUGGGAGUCAAAUUCCAGUGAACUUUCAGCCAUGGUCAACAACCCAUUGAUGGUGGAAGAUGGGUGCAUGGGAGCUUUGUAUCCAAUCAUUGACAAUCCAAGCUAUGGGCUAAUAAUGCCUCAGGCUGUAGCUUCUUCAACCACUUGCUCUCCAUCAGUUUCUCCUUACAGUGAUGUAGUUGACUUGGGCUAUUCACUCUUCUGAGUUCUGGUUCGUUAUGUUAGUCA